AUGGAUUUGACAAAACAAAUGAUCUUGGUACUUGUCAGCAUCAUAUCAGCAAUGAUUCAUCAAGGCCAGUGUCGAAAUAUUUAUAAUGAAGAAUUGCAAUUAGAAGCAAAAUCAAUUAUUGAACAAAAUGAUGUUACUGCCCAGGAAAAUAAAUUGAUUUUCGAUAAUUUACUAAAAACAUUUCUAACAGCAAAUCGUAAAAAAUUAGAAAAGUGUACAGCUAAUAUUAUUGCUCAGUCAACACAUCGUGAAGACAAUGAAUUGAAUAAACUUUUUAACAUUGGUGUUAAUUAUGCUGUUGUCUGUAAUGAUGUACCAGCACUACUUGGAUGUAUGAAAAGUUAUACUGAUUUAUUGAUAUCUGAUGAAAGUAAAAUGAUGAAAAAUCAAUAUAAUAGAUUUUAUGAUAUGACAAAUGUAUUUAUAAAUUCAUUGUGUUCUAAAAAUGGAGAACAAAUAACAAAUAUUGCUAAAAAUUACGAUUGUUAUUUGGAUAAAAUAAACAAUUCGAAAUGUUCAAAGGAUAACAUUGAAUUAUUUAUAGCAAGUAUGUUUAAAAAAAGUUUAUUUAAAAAUAAUAAUGAAAGAAUUGGAAUUAUGCUGGAUAUACUUUUGGGAGUUAAAGAUUAUUUUGAAGUUAAAUCAACAAAUGUUGAACAGUGCAGUCGUCUUGGAGAAAUUGAAAAAUGUGCAGCUGGAAUUUUAUAUCAAUGUCCAGGCAAAGAACCAUCACUUGGACCUUCUAAUACUGUUCAGGCAUUUUUUACGUAUUUUAAUACUGGAAUAUAUUGUUAUGAAUAGAAAAAA
Messenger RNA from Aphidius gifuensis, 807 nucleotides. RefSeq lists its product as uncharacterized. The coding region runs from base 1 to 801 and encodes 266 amino acids. The record is from RefSeq and is a predicted model, not a curated record. The transcript has 4 exons. NCBI's taxonomy places the organism in Eukaryota, Metazoa, Arthropoda, Insecta, Hymenoptera, Braconidae.